This is a messenger RNA of Sphaeramia orbicularis (orbiculate cardinalfish), 2372 nucleotides long. It is a transcript of the gene pkd2l1, whose product is annotated as polycystic kidney disease 2-like 1. The transcript is spliced from 14 exons. The record is from RefSeq and is a predicted model, not a curated record. Gene Ontology annotation, cellular component: membrane. Gene Ontology annotation, biological process: potassium ion transmembrane transport; detection of mechanical stimulus. Lineage: Eukaryota; Metazoa; Chordata; Actinopteri; Kurtiformes; Apogonidae. The coding region runs from base 1 to 2349 and encodes 782 amino acids. Gene Ontology annotation, molecular function: calcium-activated potassium channel activity; sodium channel activity; muscle alpha-actinin binding.
AUGAAGUGUCUGAACAACCGGGCCGACAGCCACCUGACGGGGCAGGUGGAGUUGGACGGCGUGGGGAACGGGUCCUGGGUGAACCAGGCCUACUGCGGGUCACCUGUGCCCCUGCCCCGGGCUGUCAGCACCAUCUACAACCCCCAGCCCCUGUUCCAGGGCUCCAUGGACAGCGUGUACAAACUGGACACCCCCGGCCCCUUCGCAGAACCCCCAGCGACACUGGAGACGCCGGAGUCCAGUGGACAGAGUCUGGUGAAGAAACGCAGAGGCUGCUGCUCCUUUAUCAAAGGGUUGUGGGGGACAACGUUGACUGAAAACACCUCAAACAACAGGGAGCUGUUUGUCCGAACCACUCUGCGGGAGUUACUGGUCUAUCUGGUGUUUCUGGUGGACAUCUCCCUCUUGACAUACGGUAUGACCAGUUCCAGCACCUACUAUUACACUAAAGCCAUGACGGACCUGUUUGUGAACAUGGCCGGGGACAAUGGGGUUAAGUUUCAGUCCAUCAGCACCAUGGCCGACUUCUGGGUUUUUGCUAAAGGCCCGCUGCUCGACGGCCUCUACUGGACUAGAUGGUACAAUAAUCAGUCCAUGGAAAAUGGAGACCAGUCCUUCAUUUACUAUGAGAACAUGCUGCUGGGAGUUCCCAGAAUGAGGCAGAUCAAAAUCAAGAACAACUCCUGCAAAGUCCACAACGACUUCGAGGAUGAAAUCACAGGAUGUUUUGAUGUCUACAACGACAAGAAAGAGGACGAUCUGAGCUUUGGCCUCAUCAACGGCACUGCUUGGACUUACCACACAGAGAAAGAGGUCAAGGGUUCAUCUCACUGGGGGCUGCUGACCACCUACAGCGGAGCCGGAUACUACCAGGACCUGAGUCGCACCAAAGAGGAGACCACCGAGAAACUGGAUGAACUGGUCGAAAACCUGUGGCUGGACAGGGGAACCCGAGUUGUCUUCAUUGACUUCUCCACCUACAAUGCAAACAUCAACAUGUUCUGUGUCAUCAGAUUGGUGGUUGAAUUCCCAGCGACUGGAGGAGCAGUUCCUUCGUAUCAGAUCAGAACAGUCAAACUCAUCCGCUACAUCACCUACUGGGAUUACUUCAUCCUGGGCUGUGAGAUGGUCUUCUGUUUGUUCAUCCUCUACUACAUAGUGGAGGAGAUCCUCGAACUGCGAAUACACAAGUUCUCCUACUUCGGCAGCAUUUGGAAUAUACUGGAUAUUGUGGUUAUAAUGCUCGCCGUCAUUGCCAUCAUCUUCAACAUUUUCCGUACGGUCAAAGUGGACAACCUGCUCGGAAACCUGCUGCAGCAACCAGAAAUCUACGCAGACUUCGAGUUCCUGGCAUUCUGGCAAAUGCAGUACAACAACAUGAACGCAGUCAACCUGUUCUUCGCUUGGAUCAAGGUUUUCAAGUACAUCAGCUUCAAUAAGACCAUGACUCAGCUGUCGUCCACUCUGGGUCGAUGUGCCAAAGACAUCGUAGGAUUCGCCAUCAUGUUCUUCAUCGUGUUUUUCGCCUACGCUCAGCUCGGUUAUCUGCUCUUUGGGACCGAGGUUGAGUCCUUCAGCACCUUCGCCAAAUGCAUAUUCACACAGUUUCGAAUCAUUCUCGGAGACUUCGACUACGACGCCAUCGAUCGUGCAAACAGAGUUCUCGGACCAAUCUACUUUGUCACAUAUGUUUUCUUCGUUUUCUUUGUUCUUCUGAACAUGUUCCUGGCCAUCAUAAACGACACGUAUUCAGAGGUGAAGGAGGAGCUGUCGUCACAGAAAGACGAGCUGCAAAUUACUGACAUCAUCAAACAGAGCUACAUGAAGACGUUCACGAAGCUGAAGCUGAAGAAGGAGAAAAUAUCUGAUGUUGAGAAGGCUCUUCAAUCUGGAGCUGGAGAAAUCGAGUUCAAAGAUUUCAGAGAAACACUGAAAGAAAUGGGACACGCUGAUCAUGAGAUUUCUGCAGCGUUUUCACAGUUCGACCGUGACGGGAACCAAAUUCUAGAUGAAGACGAACAAGAGAGUAUGAAGAAGGAGCUGGAGGAGAAGAGGGAUGCUCUUAGUGCUGAACUGAAAAACCUGGGGGUGAACUAUGAGAAGGAUUUACUGGAAAAAGCUCCUGUGGUGUCAAACGAACAGAGGAAACACGGCGGUCAACCCUUUAUAGAACGGGAACAGUUCCUAAGACUGGCCAGAAAUGUCCUCCAUCUUGAAAGCUCUGUGGCCGCCGUCACAUCCAGGGUCGAACUGAUUAUGGAGAAACUGGGAAUAAACAACGAAGCAGCAGGAAAACAGACGAAUGACAUGAAGAAUGAUGUGAGUAUGAAGGAGCAGGGGAGGAAAUAACAUCACACCAGGAAAGAAGCCCU